AUGGUCAAUGUGCAGCCUUCCGCUCAAGGGGUUACAUAUGAACUUGGCAACGUCACAUACUUUGCCAACAUCGAACAUCCCAGAGCAAUCUUCAAUUUGAACUACACCAGUACUUCUCGACCUGUGCCAGCAACAGUCAUCCUGGUGAACCAGAGUGUGGUCACCGGCAGCUAUCUUGAGACUACCAUUUCCCGUUACCUGACCCAAGAUGAUGUCUUCUCCCCCGAGUUCCUGUACGCAAUCUAUCUCACAUCGACUGUCUCAAAGUCUAGAUUGGACUCGACGGCAGAGAAAUAUCUCAGGAGCCACGGCGCGGCUUGUCUUCUAUUCAAUUCCAGCUCUUUCGAUCGUAUCCCGAGCAAUGGAUAUGCGCUAGAGGACGACCACGGCACAUCCCUGCCACCAGGUCCAUUUACCAUUCUCGUCGACAAUGGGUCCGUCUCUUUUCUUGACACCUACCGACUGUAUGUCGACAACUUUAGCACCUUUAUUACUGGUGCAUAUCCCUCCAACGACGGCAUUGGUUCGUUUACUGCGCUACCUGCCAUGAAUCCACGGCUCUGGGGCCCGCUGAUCCCUGUGCCCAGUCGAAUUCAUUCCUGGAAUGACAAUCGACCACUGGCAGGUAAACGAGUCUCUGUAAAAGACCUUUUUGACGUGAAAGGCCUACAGACCUCAGCUGGAAGCCAGGCGUGGAUACAGGUCACCCCGAUUGCCAAUUCGAGUGCUCCUGCCAUUCAACGAUUGAUCGACCUCGGAGCGGUGAUAGUCGGCAAGUUCAAGCUAGCUCAAUUUGCGUCGGCUGCAGAUCCGUGGAAUUGGACUGAUGAACAGGCCCCCUUUAAUCCUCGGGGUGAUGGGUACCUGACCUGCUCGGCCUCAUCCUCCGGAGGGGGAUGCGGAAUCGCUGCGUACGAUUGGCUUGACGCGGCAAUAGGGACGGAUACGGGUUCGUCGAUGCGUCGUCCUGCUUCGGUAUCGGGAACUUUUGGCAACCGUCCUAGCCAGGGUAUGAUGUCGCUUGAGGGUGCUGUUCCACUGAAUGCAGGGGAGGAUACUGUCGGAGUCUUCUCUCGCGAUCCUGUUGAAUGGGCCGAGUUCGCCAAAGCCUGGUAUACCCCAGACCUUCAUCAAGAUCCCUCGAUCAAUAGUCUACCCCCUCUAUCGGUACCAGAUACAACGGCAUUUCCGAAGCGGAUCUUAUAUCCAGUGGAGUAUCUCCCUCUGCCCAAUCCCGCAGCGCAGGCCAUCCUCGACAAUUUCCUUCACGGCAUGACAAGUGUGUUUAACAUGACGACCGAGCGGACGAAUUUUACCGCCACAGCGAGCAAUGCAUCCAUUUCCCCCGAGGCCGUUGGGGACCUCUUCGUCAACUGGAAUCUCUUAUACGACGCCGGGGCGACGCUACAGCUGUGGACCCAGUCCACCAAGGUCUAUGGACCCCUGAUCUCGACCUGGGCUGCGAGGAAUGAAGGUCGUUUCCCCCCGGUCGACGCGCAGUGGAGGGAAGCGUGGACUCGAUAUGAUGUCAGCCAUAUCACCCAGGCAGUGUACGAGCAGGCCCUGCAGACAAAAGCCGCAGCGGUCAACUGGUUCCAGGACGAAGUGUUGUACGAGACCUCUGACUCAUGCUCUGAGGCUGUGAUGAUCUGCGACGGAGGCACCGGGGGCUUGCCGAGUUUCCGUGAGCAAGAUUUGAACAGCAGCCCCAAUGCGAGCUUCAUGAAUGUGUUUCCUGAGCAUGCAGACGUGUCAUGCAGCGGUAUCUGUACUUUAUUUGGAUGUGUGGAUUUUACCAUUCCUCUCGGACAGGUGGACUAUUACUCGCCCGUGACCAUGGUGACGGAGCAGUGGCCGGUGACGAUUAAUAUCAUUGCUCGCAGAGGAUGCGACUUUAUGCUCUUCAAUAUGAUCAAGAAGCUGGCUGAAGAAGGUGUGCUUCGAUCCGUCAAGACCGGAAGGACGGCUUUCUAG
Messenger RNA from Aspergillus novofumigatus IBT 16806, 1974 nucleotides. RefSeq names its product amidase family protein. NCBI's taxonomy places the organism in Eukaryota, Fungi, Ascomycota, Eurotiomycetes, Eurotiales, Aspergillaceae. The transcript is spliced from 2 exons. The coding region runs from base 1 to 1974 and encodes 657 amino acids. The record is from RefSeq and is a predicted model, not a curated record.